This is a messenger RNA of Amyelois transitella, 2067 nucleotides long. RefSeq lists its product as uncharacterized. The record is from RefSeq and is a predicted model, not a curated record. Gene Ontology annotation, molecular function: 2-oxoglutarate-dependent dioxygenase activity; protein binding. Bases 28 to 1806 code for a protein of 592 amino acids. NCBI's taxonomy places the organism in Eukaryota, Metazoa, Arthropoda, Insecta, Lepidoptera, Pyralidae. The transcript has 10 exons.
GGGCAGACUGCAUAACAUUUAAUAAUAAUGGAUUUUAUUGAUUUUAAAAGUUUGGAACUAAAUACAGAAGCGAAUAUUUCUGAAUCAUUUGAUUUGGAAGACACCGAUAGCAACAGUUUGAAGAAAGAAGCUAAAAAGAUUGCACGAAAAAAAAAUAAAGAGACUUUCAAGAGGCCAACACAUUUAUUCAUGCAUGAAAAACAUCUUACAGAAAUACCUAAGCCAAAAUAUGCCACCCGCAUCAUAUACGCGUACUACCACAACAACCAAAUAUCGAAAAUGGAAAAUUUUGAUUUAUUUUAUAACGUUACCCAUUUGCAUUUACAAUGGAACAAAAUAGAAAAAAUCGAAGGAUUAGACAAGAUGUGCAAGUUGAAAAAGUUAUAUUUGGGCAAUAACAGGAUCAGUGUUGUGGAGAAUUUGGAGAGCUUGAAGUAUCUGGAGGAGCUACACAUUGAGAAACAAAACCUUGACGGCCCGGAUGGCUUGUGUUUUGAUCCUAGAACCAUGUUGGUUAUUGGGACUUCACUACGAAUUUUGAAUGUUUCCGAGAAUAAACUAACAGAUAUGAUCUGGGUGAAGCCACUUCGGAGAUUAGAGGUUCUAAUUGCUAAGAAAAACUGUUUGGAAGAUUUUCAUAGCGUAGCUGAUGACUUGUGUACGUUAGUGAGUCUUGUUGAUGCCAACUUUAUCGCAAACCCAAUGACGAAGAAGCAUCGCUAUAAGGAGACCAUCAUUGCGAGAUGUGCCCAGCUGCGAGUACUAGAUACUGUCGUUAUUCAUGACACUUCGAAGACCUUCCUGCAGAGUUUUGACAGGAAGAUCAGGCUUCGGCAGCUGAACGAUAAGAACAAGCACGACAUGACAAAGCGAGGAGUGGAAGACUUCUUCGACCUGAACAUGAUGCCAGGCCCGAGGGCACAGAGCGCUUUGUCAAUAGCUGAAUUUUCCAAUCAGAAGCCAAAGAUAUCCGCCAUUGAUUCCACAUACACAUUUAUGCCACGCGCUUUUUGGCGAUCGAGACCGGCCCCGUCUCCAAGCGAAGCUACAGCUGAAAAACUAGGCAAUAAGAAUGUGACAGUGGCCAUCACACCAAACGGCCUGGCUGAUGGGGUCACCAGUAACAACAGUGGUGUCGAGUAUUUUGUGACUCCAUUUGAAGUUGACAUGCCCAUGUUUGAAUUCCUAGACAGCCUUGAUGCUAAAACAGACAAUUAUAUAACUUAUAUUCAGAGACAAAACUCCAAUUUAACGGAAGAUUUCAAGGAACUCCUGCCUGAUAUCUAUGAAGAGGUGUCAUUUGCCAGCGAGGCAUUCAACAAGAGGCCUGAUGCAGUCAACUUCUGGAUGGGCGAUGAGAGAGCUGUUACUUCUAUGCACAAGGAUCCAUAUGAAAACAUAUACUGUGUAAUUGAUGGAUACAAAGACUUUAUUCUAAUCCCACCAACGGAUCUGCCGUAUGUGCCCUACAAAAGGUAUCCACAAGCAGAGUUCCGAAGGGUCCAGAACCAGUGGCAGAUUGUACCCAGUACAGAACCAGAGAGUGGGGAUGGUAAAGAGGAUGGAAUACCCUGGAUUUGUAUUGACCCCCACAAACCGGACUACGCAAAAUAUCCGGAGUUCAAAAGAGCGAAUGUGUUCAAAGUGCGCGUGAACAAGGGCGAUUGUCUCUACCUGCCUAGUCUAUGGUUUCACCACGUGACCCAGAGUCACGGUUGUAUAGCGGUAAAUUAUUGGUAUGACAUGGAUUUCGAUAUCAAAUACUGCUACUUCAAAAUGCUGGAGAGUUUGUGCGCCAAAUAUUGAAAUUGCGGCGAAUUAGCGGAAUUCAGAGAUUUAUUAGGAAAAGGGUUAAAAUGACGUGACAAAAUGAAUAAGAGGAAACACAGAUACUGGUGCUGACACCACAUAAAUGGUGGCAUAAUAUAGUUAAUAAUGAUUUAAAUAAAGGGCCUAAAAUGACUUGAAUACAUGGCUGUAAAACCCACAAAUGUAUUUGUUGAAUACAAUUCCUAGUCAUUUUUAUAAGUCAUACAUUGUGAUAAUUUUGUAUUUUUAUUACAGUUA